Molecule: messenger RNA, 1433 nt
Organism: Eucalyptus grandis
Lineage: Eukaryota; Viridiplantae; Streptophyta; Magnoliopsida; Myrtales; Myrtaceae
Product: probable BOI-related E3 ubiquitin-protein ligase 3
Biological process (GO): regulation of programmed cell death
Molecular function (GO): ubiquitin-protein transferase activity
Source: RefSeq, a predicted model, not a curated record
CACUUUGCGUCGGUAAACGAAGAGAAUCGAGUGCGUUGGUUUCGUGUUUUCUUUUGUCCCCCCCUCUCUCUCUCUCUCUCUAUCUGUGCAUAUGCAUGCCUUGUUUGUCCAUAUCCUCCUCGUCUCGUCCUUCUCUUUUAAGCCCACCACCCCCCUCCCCCUCUUCUCACGACCACUCUCUUCCAUCUCAUCACAGCAAAGAAGCACGAGAGCCUGCACCAAACCCCUCCCCUUUGAAUUCUGAUGGCUGUCGAUGCUAGCUCUGCGCAUCUCAAUCUCCUCGCCCUCCAUCACUUUCUCGGAAGCAGGGAGCUCUUGAACCCGGUCGACGCCAUCCCGGACGCUUACAACGCUGCCCCCAUUUCGGUUGCGGUGCCGCUGUCGGGAACCACCACGGUCACCGACUCCCUGCCCCUCCUGCAACCUCAUGGUUCUCUUCUCAGCGAUUCCCUCCCGCCCAAGGCCGUUAUGAAGCCGUCCGACAGCGGCCUCUCUUACAACCUACCGGCGGUAUCGAGGAAGCGAGGCAGGGACUCCAUCAAUCCCGUCCUCUCCUACGGGACGCCGUCUCCGGACCACAAGUCUCGCACUUGCUUCUCUUUUCUCGGGGAAGACUUGUCCCUGCAGAUGCAACAGCAGCAAUUGGACAUCGAUCGCCUCAUUUCUCACCAUAUGGAGAAGGUGAGGAUGGAGGUAGAGGACAGGAGGAAGAGGCAGGCGAGGAGGAUAGUUGGGAGGAUAGAGGAGGAGGUGGUGAAGAGGCUGAGGGCCAAGGAGGAGGAGAUCCAGAAGAUCGGGAAGCUCAACUGGGCGCUGGAGGAGCGAGUGAAGUCGCUGUGCGUGGAGAACCAGAUAUGGAGGGACCUCGCCCAGGCCAACGAGGCCACCGCCAACGUCCUCCGCACCAACCUUGAGCAGGUCCUGGCGCAGGUCAGCAGGGACGACCGCCCCCGCGGCGGGGCCUCCCUGGAGGAGGAGGCCGAUGACGCCGCGUCGUGCUGCGGGAGCAAUUGCGAAGGCGAGGAGGAGGAGGAGGAGAGCGGGAGGCGGGCGGCGGCGGCGGGGGAGGCGGAGGAGGAUAAGAGGAGAGGGCGGGCGAUGACGACGUGGUGCCGGAAGUGCGGGAAGGAGGAGGCGAGCGUGCUGCUGUUGCCGUGCCGGCACCUGUGCUUGUGCGCGGUGUGCGGGUCUUCUUCCCUCGAUAUUUGUCCCCUCUGUAACUCUCUUAAGUCCGGCAGCGUCCAUGUUAAUCUAUCCUAGAUCAUUUUUUCUUUUUUUUUUACUUUUCUUUUUUCUUCGAAAAAGCCAGGGAAAAAAAAAACUGAAGAAAUAUUUCCAGGAGUUAGAUAGAAAUCUCUCGGAUCAUAAUCUUUUUUUUUUUUUUUUGUGGUUCCGGUGGGUCUCGUGAUUUGAUUAAUUCUUUGGCAGAUAUA